AUGGUAAUAUAUGGAGCUUGGAAUACAACCCUAAACACUUAUCUGGAGCUGGAGUAUACACUAUCUACUCCGGACUUCGACUCAACUCCUACACAUUUCAUUCAGCCUAUUACUAGCUUGAGGAGAAGCAUGCGCAGCGCCUCGGAUUCUGAAAACGAUUCCGAUUAUGUUCCUCCGCAUCAUCCAGACGACCGACAUUCUUCUGGCGAUGACGAGCCUAGUGCGAAGCGUAUACGGACGACCUCCCCUUCUCGUGCCGAGAUAGACCCAGAAACUGCAGAAAAGAUGCGCGAUGCCCUAUGGGUCGAGUUUCAAGCGUCCGUGACUUCGCCCCAACCGAAACAAGAGUUGUCGUCACGGAGGAUGGUCAAAAUCAAGAAGACUUUCCGAUUUGCUGGGGAGAAUGUUGUCGAGGUCCGAGAGGUGCCUGAGGAUUCAGACGAUGCGAAGAAAUGGCCUCUGUGGCAAUCUCCAGAAGCAACCACGAUGGGUGCUGUCCCCGUUACUAUUGCCACUGAGACAUCUGCAGAGUCAAUACUAGAGUCGACCGGGGAUCCAGCUGCAACAACAAGCGCUACAUUAGCGUCAAUCAGCAAGACAUCUAAGCCAGCAACGAAGCGUCCGGGACCACGCAGGCCGAAGACCGCGUUGGCCCCUCUUCCGAACGCCCCCAAGGCAAAGAAACUGUCGACGCUGGAUAAGUCGGCCAUGGAUUGGCGGGCGCAUGUCCAGACAGAGGAGCAAUCAGGGGUCAAGGAUGAGCUUGCGGCGAACCGCCGUGGUGGGGGAUAUCUGGAGAAGGUCGAAUUCCUACAAAGGGUCGACGAACGGAAGGCAGAUGUGUUGGACGCCGGCAAAACGAAGCGAAGGAGAGGAUGA
Molecule: messenger RNA, 879 nt
Organism: Fibroporia radiculosa
Lineage: Eukaryota; Fungi; Basidiomycota; Agaricomycetes; Polyporales; Fibroporiaceae
Exons: 4
Coding region: 1-879 (292 amino acids)
Source: RefSeq, a predicted model, not a curated record